Emiliania huxleyi CCMP1516 is the source of this 759-nucleotide messenger RNA. Its product is annotated as putative cytochrome-c peroxidase. Gene Ontology annotation, biological process: cellular response to oxidative stress; hydrogen peroxide catabolic process; response to reactive oxygen species. Gene Ontology annotation, molecular function: heme binding; peroxidase activity. The coding region runs from base 1 to 759 and encodes 252 amino acids. The record is from RefSeq and is a predicted model, not a curated record. The transcript has 5 exons. NCBI's taxonomy places the organism in Eukaryota, Haptophyta, Isochrysidales, Noelaerhabdaceae.
AUGAUCACGGCGGAUCCCGACAUCGGUCCGACGAUGGUGCGGCUGGCGUGGCACUCGUCGGGCACGUACGACAAGAUGAGCAAGACCGGCGGCAGCGGCGGCGGCACCAUCCGCUUCAAGGAGGAGCUGGCGCACGGAGGCGACCGCGCGACAUAUCCGCGAUACUCCUCCCCUCUCCACCUCACUCUGCUCGCUCCGCCUUCGGAGGCACAUUGUAGCAUCUCGUACGCCGAUCUCUACACGCUCGCCGGCGCCACCGCCAUCGAGGCUGCCGGCGGGCCGACCGUGACUGUGCCCGACGCGGACAAGGGCUCGCCCGCCAAGACGCUGAGCCACUUGCGGAUGGACAUCUUCUACCGCAUGGGCUUCGACGACCGCGAGAUUGUCGCGCUUUCGGGAGCCCACGCCCUGGGCCGCCGCCGAAUUCCCCACGCGCUCGGCCGCUGCCACCCCGACGCUUCCGGCUACAGCGGCCCGUGGACCCCGACGCCGACCGUGCUGACCAACGGGUACUACGCGCUGCUUCUCUCGCUGCCGUGGACGCUCAAGGAGUGGGACGGGCCGAUGCAGUUCGAGGACCCGUCGGGGAAGCUGAUGAUGCUGCCCUCGGACAUCGCCCUCAUCCAGGACAAGAAGAUGCGGCAGUACGUGCAGAUGUACGCCAAGGACAAGGAGCUCUUCUUCAAGGAGUUUGCCGCCGCCUUCCAGAAGCUCGAGGAGCUCGGCACCAAGAAUCUCAAGACGGUCGCGCUGGCGUGA